GGGCAACGCAAUGCAAGAAAAUUCUUACAAAAGGACAAAUUAAUCUCGACAUAUAUUGAUAUUUGUGUGUGGGUGCAAUGCAAAUAAUUCAGCCGCGUAAUAAGGUGAUCUCAUCAAAUCCACACACUCACUUCUCUCUUAAUUUUCUUCUCCCUCAAAAAUUCUUCAUCACCUUUAAUAAAGCAUAGAUACGUACAAAUCGGAUUUGGAGGUGGAGUUCACUUUCUUAGUUGCCUGCUUAAUUAUGUCCACUCCUCCAACGACCUCUGCUACCAUUUAAUGUUCCUCUCUCUCUCCUCUCCUUUCUAGAGAGAGAGCCAGAGAGAUGAUGAUGAUGAUGAAAUAUAUGUAUCUAUGUGUGCUUGUGUGAUUUCAAGAACAUCCCGACCCCCAUAUUUAUUGCCACUCUUUUAUUUCUCUAUAAAUCACUUUAUUUCUUUACCUCUGUCACUCACACCCCAUUUUCUUCUACCUCUAAAUUCUUUGCUUUUUCUAGGGUUUUUUUUCCUCUUUAUUUCACACAAUUUUUUUUUCCUACAUUAUACCAUACCUAGAUUUCGAUUUUCUCCCAUGUUUCAAACUCCGAGCUAGCUACCAAGCUCAUACAUUUAUAUUAAUUUUCUUCCUCUUUCUUGUUUUUUGAGAACAAUGGGGGUUUAUGGUAUGUUGUUCCUUGAGAAAACAAAAGUGGGCCCGGUUAUGGAUAUGUCAACGGCCGUGAUGAUUCUCGCCUUGGUGUCAGCUUAUCUUCUAUGGUUCAGAUCAACCACGCGCUCUUUGAAAGGGCCCAAGGGCCCGAGAUUGUGGCCCGUUUUGGGCAGCCUCCCGGGCCUCAUCCAGAACAACGGCCGCAUGCACGAGUGGAUCGCCGAUAACCUCCGAGCCUGCGGCGGAACCUACCAAACCUGCAUCUUCGCCAUCCCGUUCCUCGCCCGGAAGCAAGGCCUCGUGACGGUCACGUGCGACCCCAAGAACCUAGAGCACAUUUUGAAGGUCAGGUUCGACAACUACCCCAAGGGACCCACCUGGCAGGCCGUCUUCCACGACCUCCUCGGCGACGGCAUCUUCAACUCCGACGGCGACACGUGGCUCUUCCAGCGUAAGACCGCCGCACUCGAAUUCACCACCCGCACGCUGCGCCAAGCCAUGGCUCGCUGGGUCAGCCGGGCUAUUAAGAACCGGUUCUGCCCGAUUCUCGAAUCGGCUCAGCGCGAAGGGAAGCCGGUCGACCUCCAGGACCUCCUGCUCCGGCUCACCUUCGACAACAUAUGCGGCUUGGCUUUCGGGAAGGAUCCCCAAACCCUCGCCCCCGACCUGCCGGAGAACAGCUUCGCCUCAGCCUUCGACGCCGCCACCGAGGCCUCGCUGCACCGGUUCAUUCUGCCGGAAUUCAUCUGGCGGUUCAAGAAAUGGCUCCGGCUCGGGAUGGAGCUCAGCUUGAGCCAGAGCCUGCGACACGUGGAGAACUACCUGACCAAUGUGAUCAGUACACGUAAGCUCGAGCUGCAGGAGAGCGGGGCCCAGCACGACGACUUGCUAUCGAGGUUCAUGAAAAAGAGGGAAACAUACACCGAUAAAUUCCUGCAACACGUUGCCCUAAAUUUCAUCCUCGCCGGCCGCGACACCUCGUCGGUGGCUCUCAGCUGGUUCUUCUGGCUGCUGACGCUCAAUCCGGCGGCGGAGGAGAAGAUCCUAAUCGAGCUCUGCUCGGUUUUGACGGAGUCUCGCGGCGGCGACGCCGCGAAUUGGCUGGACGAUCCGCUGGUGUUCGAGGAGGUCGAUCGCCUGGUUUACCUCAAGGCGGCGCUGUCGGAGACGCUGCGGCUGUACCCGUCGGUUCCGGAGGACUCGAAGCACGUGAUCUCCGACGAUGUAUUGCCGGACGGCACGUUCGUACCGGCCGGAUCGAAUAUCACGUACUCGAUCUACUCGUCGGCGAGGAUGAAGUUCAUUUGGGGGGACGAUUGCCUCGAAUUCAAGCCGGAGCGGUGGCUAUCGGAGGAUGAGAAGAAGUUCGUGGCGAAGGAUCAGUUCCAGUUCGUGGCGUUCAACGCGGGGCCGCGGAUUUGCCUGGGGAAAGAUCUGGCGUACCUGCAGAUGAAGUCGAUCGCGGCGGCGCUGCUUCUCCGCCACCGCCUCGUGGUGGCGGCGGGGCACAAGGUGGAGCAGAAGAUGUCGCUGACUCUGUUCAUGAAGGACGGGCUCAAGGUAAAUGUGCACCCUAGGGAUUUAGCCCUAAUUUUGGACAAAAUUGGGAAAAAAACAGAUAUUGAUUGAUUAGGAUGAUUAAUAAUUUGUGAAUAGGGAUGAUGAUGCAUAAUGGGGGCGUAAUAAUUUUAUACAGUGUGAAGUAUUUUCGUGAUUCAUUGUGAUGGAUACCUUAAUUAGGGCCAAUUAAUUACUAAUCACAACCUAAUUAUAAGAUUGAGGUUGGGUAAUUAAUUUGGUGUCUAAUUAAUGUAUUGUUACAGUAUAAAGGUACCCCUCACAAUGAAUCAACAAUUUGUGUCCAUGCAUUUGUCAAAGACGAAUUUGGCAAAAGUAUAACCUUUUGUAUUGUUUUUUCUUCUUUGGAUUAUUAUUAUAUUAUAGAUUAUAGAUUUGUAUUUUUAUUUUAUUUGAAAUAAGGAAUAAAAUGUUGAUCGAAUUAAUUGGA
This is a messenger RNA of Salvia miltiorrhiza (redroot sage), 2656 nucleotides long. RefSeq names its product cytochrome P450 86A22-like. The coding region runs from base 649 to 2277 and encodes 542 amino acids. The record is from RefSeq and is a predicted model, not a curated record. Gene Ontology annotation, molecular function: monooxygenase activity; oxidoreductase activity, acting on paired donors, with incorporation or reduction of molecular oxygen; iron ion binding. NCBI's taxonomy places the organism in Eukaryota, Viridiplantae, Streptophyta, Magnoliopsida, Lamiales, Lamiaceae. The transcript has a single exon.